GGGCUCAGUAUUUAAAUGCACUUUGUCCUCAGCGUUGGUGGAAGAGACGAAGGUUUCUCCGGCCGCGGGACUCCCUCAGGGGUUUUUCAUUGGGACGGGAUAGAAAGACAUUUGGUGGGCUGGAGUUCUGCUGUGACCUUGAGUUUCCGAGGACUCGCUCUGGAUUUACUGGCCUUGUUUUUGGUCCGCCUCGUGAAUCGAAUCGCACCUGUCGCAGGUCCGAGUCCACGCACCAUGACGGGGAUUCUGCUGCUCCUGAUGCUGUGGGGCUGUGAGAGCGUGAGCGUGGCAGAAAACCGAGACGACAACAGCGUGUAUGACCUGUUCGAGCUGGUCCAAGUGCCCAAGAAGAAGAACCACGGAGUCACCCAGGUGAAGGGAGACGAUCCGUACAGCCCCGCCUACAAGAUCCUGAACCCGGAGCUGAUCCCCCCGGUGCCCCAGGCCGCCUUCAGGGACCUGAUCGACUCCAUCCACGCCGAGAGAGGCUUCCUGCUCCUGCUCAACUUCAAGCAAUUCAAGCGGACGCGCGGCAGCCUGCUGACCGUGGAGAAGCAGGACGGUUCCGGUCCGCUCUUCGAGAUCGUGUCCAAUGGGAAGGCGAACACGCUGGAUAUCGGUUUCGCCACCGAGGACAAGCAGCAGGUGGUCUCCAUCGAGGACGUGGAUCUGGCCACGGGCCACUGGAAGAACAUCACGCUGUUGGUGCAGGAGGACCGCGCGGAGCUUUACGCGGGGUGCGAGGAGGUGAACACGGCCGAACUGGACGCUCCCAUCCAGAGCAUCCUGAGCCCGGAUACCCCCGCGAGCGCCCAGCUGCGGAUCGGCAAAGGAGCCGUGAAGGACAGGUUCAUGGGAGUUCUGCAGAACGUGCGCUUCGUGUUUGGGACGACCCUGGAGGCCAUCCUGCGCAACAAAGGAUGCCAAAGCUCCAGCGACACCACGAUCCUGGAGAACCUGAACGGCUCCUCGGCCAUCAGGACGGAAUACACCGGCCACAAGACCAAAGACUUGCAGAUGGUGUGCGGCUUCUCCUGUGAGGAUCUGGUCAGCAUGUUCAAAGAGCUGAAGGGUCUCGGCGUGGUGGUCAAAGAGCUGUCCAACGAGCUCCGUCAGCUGACGGACGAGAACAAGCUGAUCAAAAACCGCAUCGGCAUCCACAGCGGCGUCUGCAUCCACAACGGCAUCGUGCACAAGAACCGAGAGGAGUGGACGGUGGACGACUGCACCGAGUGCACCUGCCAGAACUCUGCAACGGUCUGCCGCAAGAUCUCCUGCCCCCUGAUCCCCUGUGUGAACGCCAGCGUGCCCGACGGAGAGUGCUGCCCGCGCUGUGGAACGCCGAGCGACUACGCGGAGGACGGCUGGUCGCCCUGGUCUGAAUGGACCCAUUGUUCUGUGUCAUGUGGGCGGGGCAUCCAGCAGCGCGGACGCUCCUGCGACCGCAUCAAUAACAACUGCGAGGGGACCUCCGUGCAGACCCGGGACUGCUACCUCCAGGAGUGCGACAAGCGCUUCAAGCAGGACGGAAGCUGGAGCCACUGGUCACCCUGGUCAUCCUGCUCAGUCACCUGUGGCGCCGGUCUCAUCACCCGUAUCCGUCUCUGCAACUCCCCCCACCCCCAGUUCGGAGGCAAAGACUGCGAGGGAGACGGUCGUCAGACUAAGACGUGUCAAAAGUCUCCAUGCCCCAUCAAUGGCAACUGGGGUCCCUGGUCGCCAUGGGAUAGCUGCACCCUCACGUGUGGUGGGGGUCUGCAGACCCGCAAACGACUGUGCAACGAUCCGAUCCCAAAAUAUGGCGGCAAAGAGUGCGUGGGCGACGGCAGAGAGAGUCAGGCCUGCCACAAGAAAGCCUGUCCAAUCGACGGAUGCCUGUCCAACCCGUGCUUUGCUGGAGUCAAGUGCACCAGCUUCCCAGACGGCACCUGGAAGUGCGGCAAGUGCCCGGUCGGCUACAGCGGCAACGGAAUCAAGUGUAAAGACGUCGACGAGUGUAAAGAAGUUCCAGAUGCCUGCUUUGAGUUUAACGGCGCGCACCGCUGCGAGAACACGGAUCCUGGCUACAACUGCCUGCCUUGCCCCUCACGCUACUCAGGACCACAGCCGUUUGGCAGGGGAGUCGAGCAGGCGGCCGCCAACAAGCAGGUGUGCACGCCACGAAACCCCUGCCUGGAUGGAAGCCACAACUGCAACAAGAACGCUCGCUGUAAUUACCUGGGACAUUUCUCCGAUCCGAUGUUCCGUUGCGAAUGCAAGCCAGGCUACGCUGGGAACGGUCACAUCUGCGGCGAGGACACGGACCUGGACGGAUGGCCGAACAAUGACUUGCUUUGUGUGGAGAACGCCACUUACCACUGCAAAAAGGAUAACUGCCCCAACCUCCCCAAUUCCGGCCAGGAAGAUUACGACAAGGAUGGCAUUGGGGAUGCCUGUGACAACGACGACGACAAUGACGGCAUUCCGGACGACAGGGACAACUGUCCCUUCAUCUACAACCCGAGACAGUACGACUACGACCGCGAUGAGGUGGGAGACCGCUGCGACAACUGUCCCUACAACAGCAAUCCAGACCAGACAGACACCGACAACAACGGAGAGGGAGACGCCUGCGCCGUGGACAUCGACGGGGAUGGCAUCGUCAACGAGAGAGAUAACUGCCCCCACGUUUACAACGUGGACCAGAGAGACACGGAUCUGGACGGAGUGGGAGACAUGUGCGACAACUGCCCUCUGGAACAUAAUCCGGAUCAGGUGGACUCGGAUGACGACCGCGUGGGCGACAAAUGCGACAGCAACCAAGACAUCGACGAGGACGGACACCAGAACAACCUGGACAACUGCCCGUACAUUCCCAACGCCAAUCAGGCAGAUCACGACAAAGACGGCAAGGGAGACGCCUGCGACCACGACGACGACAACGACGGCAUCCCUGAUGACAAGGACAACUGCAGGCUGGCCGCCAACCCUGAUCAGCUGGACUCUGACGGUGACGGUCGUGGAGACGCUUGCAAGGACGACUUUGACCAAGACAACGUGCCGGACAUCUAUGACGUGUGUCCAGAGAACUUUGACAUUAGCCAGACAGACUUCCGCAAGUUCCAGAUGGUUCCGCUGGAUCCAAAGGGUACAUCCCAAAUUGACCCCAACUGGGUUGUCCGUCAUCAGGGCAAAGAGCUGGUCCAGACUGUCAACUGUGACCCCGGCAUCGCUGUCGGCUACCAUGAGUUUAACGCGGUGGACUUCAGUGGAACCUUCUUCAUCAACACGGAGAGGGAUGACGACUACGCUGGCUUCGUCUUCGGUUACCAGUCGAGUUCCCGGUUCUACGUGGUGAUGUGGAAGCAGAUUACUCAGACGUACUGGUCCAACAAGCCCACCAAGGCCCAAGGGUACUCUGGUCUGUCCAUCAAGGUGGUGAACUCCACCACUGGCCCAGGAGAGCACCUGAGGAACGCCCUCUGGCACACAGGCAACACUGCGGGACAGGUGCGCACUCUCUGGCACGACCCCAAGAAUGUGGGAUGGAAAGACUUCACUGCCUACAGGUGGCAUCUGAUCCACAGGCCGAGAACAGGACUCAUCAGAGUGGUGAUGUACGAGGGGAAGAAGAUCAUGGCGGAUUCUGGCAGCAUCUACGACAGGACCUACUUAGGCGGCAGACUGGGUCUCUUUGUCUUCUCUCAGGAGAUGGUUUACUUCUCGGACCUCAAGUAUGAAUGCAGAGACGUAUAGGGAGCUCUGAAGGUUGCACCUUCGUCUAGUAUGAACUCUUCUAUCCAUUAUAAAGUCCGGGAUCCGUUUUUGCCCCCGCAAGGCUUUCUUCCGUCGGGACGGGGUGAAGGGCGUGUGCUUGGCCGAGGAUCAGAGAGCCCCUUCUCCUCCACCCCCAUCAUCCGUGGGAGCUGGCUGGAGGAAAGACAGACAACAUUCCCUCUCUCUUCAGCAGGACAGCAGCAACCUUCUGCUCUACCUGCUCUCUGAAAGACCUCAUUCAUCCGCCAGCGGGAACGGCUCCCCCAGUAUGCACUUCCAAACAUAUCUCUCCUCGUCCAUCGGACUCCUCUCCCCAGCGUCGUGUUUGUAGCUUUUGGACGCACAUCCCAAAGAAACCUUUGCUUUACGUUGAUGCACAUUGAAUGUAGAUGAUGACUGAAGCAACAUUUUGUGUCGGGCCAAAGGUGUGUGUGUGUGUGUGUGUGUGUGCGUGCGUGUGUGCGUGCAAGUAUGGGGGAGGAAAGUCGUGUUCAAAGAGAGAGGAGUCCACUUUGAACAAGCAAGUCUGUGCGGACGUCUGGUUUACCUGCGACUCUCAGGAAAAGAUGGACCUCUGUCUUAGCCGUUGAGCUUGAUUCGCUAACAUUAGCAAACAUGACUUUCCAUCGGUGGCAGUGCCCCAGUCAAAAAAGCUGAUGUGCUCAUGUUGAGAUGGAUAGACUUGAAAGGAAAGUGAGGGUAAACGACAUGCCAACAACAGCAGAAGCUUCUAGGCUAAUGUGAUCCGCCGCCCCUCGAGUGAUGCUUCAUCUCGUCAUACUGCUGAUUCUCCGCCAGCUUUCACCCUCACACACGCACCGUGUCUUCAGGAAACUGUUUCACUUAACUGCGCUAAUGGCUAAAUCGCACUCUCAGUUUUUUGAUUUUCCUUACGCAACGUGAGAGACCUAGCGUAGCACUCUGACUAGCAGGACCAAUCCGGAGGCUGAAGAGGAGGGACUUGAGCUGGCUGGACUGUCGUACAGGCCUGAUGUCCGGGAGGUAGCUAACUGCUAACCGCCAUUCCUGAUGCUAGUAUCCCGCUAACCCUCACCGUGGAGGAUGAAUGAGACAUGAUGUAAAUAGGUGUAAUUUAUUGACGCCUGCCUACAGUGUAGGUAAAGGUCAUUUGAGACACUUUAAAAAGACCAAAAAAAAAGUUUUGGAGUGUUUGCUGGGAUCUGUCGUCUGUCUGACGCGUCUUCUCCCCCGAUGGAAAACAAGGAAAUGUUUGAUCCAAAUGUUACCUCAGUGCUGUUUAACAGUUGGCCUGAAUAUCACGCCAUGUUUCCAUCCUUCUCUCUGGCUCCUGUAGCAUGACUUGUAAAGGGUUUCCUCCGGUCCUGGUCCCCACUCUGGGAAGAGUGGGAGACAAACCUCCCUCCUGAAAUGCUGAUAAAUGAUUAGUUUUCUGCGCAGCUGGUGGGAGUAGAUGUGCGCGUGUGUGUUGUAGAUAUGUGCUAUUUAAGUAAUUUAUCAGGAUGGGGCGCCUGGCGUCCGUCUGUAUAAACGGUUUGCUCUGCACUGAUGUGAGGAGUUUCCAUCUUUACUUUUGCUGUAUCCAUGUCAUUUGUGGACCAUUAGAUGUUUGGUUUUUGUUGUUUGCUUGUCAAGUCAUUUUCGUAGAUGUACAAAGCAUCAAAGGUUUUAUAGUGAUUAUUUUCUUACACACUUUACUACAAUAAA
Molecule: messenger RNA, 5442 nt
Organism: Synchiropus splendidus (mandarinfish)
Lineage: Eukaryota; Metazoa; Chordata; Actinopteri; Syngnathiformes; Callionymidae
Gene: thbs1b
Product: thrombospondin 1b
Exons: 23
Coding region: 16-3735 (1239 amino acids)
Biological process (GO): cell adhesion; negative regulation of angiogenesis
Cellular component (GO): extracellular region
Molecular function (GO): protein binding; calcium ion binding
Source: RefSeq, a predicted model, not a curated record